This is a messenger RNA of Punctularia strigosozonata HHB-11173 SS5, 3171 nucleotides long. RefSeq lists its product as uncharacterized. Gene Ontology annotation, molecular function: nucleic acid binding; ATP-dependent chromatin remodeler activity; hydrolase activity, acting on acid anhydrides, in phosphorus-containing anhydrides. Lineage: Eukaryota; Fungi; Basidiomycota; Agaricomycetes; Corticiales; Punctulariaceae. The record is from RefSeq and is a predicted model, not a curated record. The coding region runs from base 1 to 3171 and encodes 1056 amino acids. The transcript has 23 exons.
AUGCUCGCCGCCCAAUCUGCACCGUCCGCCGGGCCUUCUUCGACUAUCGCGUCCUCGCAGUCGGUGACGUUUAACACGCCGUCCACUCCCGCGCCGGGCCACCGGACGCAAGGUAUACGGCGUGUUGUGCAAGAAGAUGAGGGAGUCGAAGACAACAGCCCAGAGGAAGAUGCGGUGGACGAGCUUUACUGCCAAAUGAAGACGAACGUUGUAGGGAUCCAGUACUACGACGGUUUGGUUGGUCCUGGUGAACAGGUCCGCUUGGUCCGUGAGCCUUCGAACAAAUACGAUAGAAAUGCCAUCAAGGUGUGCAACAUCGCGGGAGCCCAGAUCGGGCACCUGCCCCGGCAGGUUGCCGCCAAACUUGCGCCGCUCAUGGACCGGAAUCUGGUCACCGUCGACGGCAUCAUGUACGACGGAAACCUGUCCGGCGGUCAACAAUGGUCGCUCUCCAUGUCCCUUAAGUUUUACGCGCCAGGGAACAAGCGCGCACAGAUCGAGCCGCUCCUGAUUUGGGCUACACCCGGCCAGCGUGGUUUCGCUCGCCCCCAGACCGGGCCUAACGUCGUGCACCAAGUACCCGGUGCGUCCCAGGCGCCCGGCACGUCCGGCUACGGAGGCUCUGGCGGCUCGACAGCGUACUCCCCGCCGUCGGCGACGCAGCAACGCGGCUUGACUGCAGCACAACGCGCCGCGCUUGAGGCACAGCAGGCCGCUCGGCGAGCAGCUUGGGAGCAGCAGCAGGAAGCGUUGCGCAAGGCGCAGGAGCUGCGGAGCAUGCUCAGCUCGCUCGAGCGCGUUGACGAUGAGGGGAGGCGGAGUAGCUUGCUGGACACGUUGUGUGGUCAGGAAGUGGAGGAUGUGCUCGGGCUGCCAGAGCACCCCGGUCCGCCCGGGAAGGCGAGUGGGCAAUUGCGGGUCGAUUUAUUGAAGCAUCAGAGUCAAGCGCUUCAGUGGUGCAUAACGAAGGAGUAUCCGACGCUGCCCAAGAAAGAGGCGGAUAAGCCCGUGCAGUUCUGGCAAUACAAGAAGGGCACACAGAAGCCUUUCUAUUUCAAUCUCGCGACAAAGACACCGCAAGUGGAUGCCCCACUAUUGGGAAGAGGCGGCCUAAAUGCUGACUCGAUGGGACUGGGCAAGACACUCACGAUGAUUGCGCUGAUCAUGGCAACACAAGGCGACAUUGUCCCGGAAUGGUCAAGGUCGACGUUGAUCGUCGUGCCGUUAUCUAUUCUCAGUAAUUGGGAAACGCAGCUCAAGGAUCACGUUGUGCCUGGUGCUCUUACUCACUGCGUUUAUUACGGCUCAAGCCGAAAUAUGACUGCGAAAGAGUUGCAGAAGUAUGAUGUUGUCAUCACGACAUAUCAGACCGUCACCGGCGAACAUCCCGAACCCAAGAAAGACGGCGAACCAGUCAAGAAGAAGAAGAAGGUCACCGCAGCUAAGGGCGCCCUUUUUGACGUGCAAUGGAAGAGAGUUAUCCUGGACGAAGGACACCAAAUCCGUAAUCCGAAGACGAAGAUGGCCCGGGCCGUGUGCGCGCUCGCUGCCCAGCGGCGCUGGGUAUUGACAGGGACGCCCAUUAUCAACUCUCCAAGGGAUCUUGGUUCAAUUUUAACCUUCCUGCGCGUUUGCGCUCCCCUCGACAACGAGGACAUGUUCAAGCGCCUUAUUAUCAGGCCCCUUAAAGAUGGCGAUCCUUCUGGUGCUGAACUGCUUCGCGCCGUGAUGUCAUCGAUUUGCAUUCACCGGACCAAAGAAAUGAAGGACAAAAAUGGUAAUCACUUGGUGCCCUUGCCACCGGUUGAGAUGACCGUCAUUCCCGUCACCCUCAGCCCCGACGCCAGGGCCCUCUACGACGAGAUUGAGUCACUAUCGAGCAAACGCCUGGACAGCUUUAUGGACGAGCAGGGUCGCAUUAGCGGCGCGCAAGCGCAGAGCAACGUGCUCAGCAUGCUCACACGCCUGCGCCAGUUGGUUCUUCAUCCUGGCUUGAUACCGCGGGACUACCUAGAGAACCUCCGAUACUCGGCGGAACACGGCGGGCGGGAUGCGCCGGUGGCGAACAUGAAUCUCACGGCGCAGGACCGGACCCGGCUGCAGUCCAUGUUGGCGCAGAUGAUCGAGGACAACGAGGAGUGUCCGAUUUGUAUGGGAAUUCUGAACGAUCCGAGGAUUACGGGUUGCGGCCACCCUUUCUGCCUCGCAUGUAUCACCGAGGUACUUGCCCGCGAUCCGAAGUGCCCUAUGGAUCGCCGGCCUCUCGGGAUGGGAGACCUCAUUGAACCCCCGCCACCCACAGAGCUCACGCAAGCGCCUGUUCGUGUAGAUGAUGACGACGAAGAUGAUACAGCUGCCGGCUUGCGUGCGGGACCUUCGGACAAGAUUAACCAGCUUAUACAUUUGCUCCAGCUGACGCCGAGUACCGAGAAAUCGCUAGUUUUCUCGCAGUUCACGUCCUUCCUUGAUAAGAUCGGCGAGGCACUCGACGAACAAGGGAUACCUUAUGUUCGGUUCGACGGACAGAUGUCUGCCAGACGCAGGAAGGAGACACUAGAGCAAUUCUGCGUACCCAUGGAAGAGGAGGAUGUACCCCAAGUUGCACCGCCAACUCGGAGCCAAUCGGGCAGCCGACGCUUGCGCAGGCGGAGCUCCUCCGUGAUCGACGCCAUCUUCGCCGACGAUGAUCUCAAUCGCGACGACUCGGAUUUCGCUUUGAGCGGCACCGAUGAUGACGGCUUCCUGAGCGAUGAUGAGCCGAAGAAUAAGAAGGCAAUGGGCAAGUCCAAAGCCAGGGCACGUACUGAGGACGAUAUCCGCGUGGCAAACCCCAAGGUCAUGUUAAUUUCCCUGAAGGCUGGCGCUCUCGGCCUCAACCUGACUGUAGCAAACAAUGUGUAUCUAUGGUGGCAGGAAGGAAUCGAGAGUCAAGCUAUUGACAGAUGCAACCGCAUCGGCCAGAAGAAACCGGUUCAUGUAUACCAGCUGAUAGCUGAAAAUACUGUCGAAUCCAAGGUUCUCGAGAUCCAGGACCGCAAGAAGCUUCUCAUCAAGGAGGCCUUCUCCGGUAUCAAAGGGAACGAAACACAGCGGCAGAAGAAGGAGGCACGGCUACAAGAUAUCAUUGAAAUCUUCGGAGCACGUCGGCGCGGCCCUAAUCAGCAGACUUGA